GGAGAAGCUGGCUCUGGAUAGCAGUGAGUCGGAGGGGACCUCAGGCAGCAGGCAGCUGGGGCCAUGGCCUCCGACCUGGACUUCUCCCCUCCCGAGGUGCCCGAGCCCACGUUCCUGGAGAACCUGCUGCGGUACGGACUCUUCCUGGGGGCCAUCUUCCAGCUCAUCUGCGUGCUGGCAAGAAAAAAUUAA
Messenger RNA from Dama dama (fallow deer), 192 nucleotides. Its product is annotated as protein MANBAL-like. NCBI's taxonomy places the organism in Eukaryota, Metazoa, Chordata, Mammalia, Artiodactyla, Cervidae. The transcript has a single exon. Gene Ontology annotation, cellular component: membrane. The record is from RefSeq and is a predicted model, not a curated record. Bases 64 to 192 code for a protein of 42 amino acids.